This is a messenger RNA of Exserohilum turcica Et28A, 562 nucleotides long. RefSeq lists its product as uncharacterized. The transcript is spliced from 2 exons. The record is from RefSeq and is a predicted model, not a curated record. The coding region runs from base 268 to 462 and encodes 64 amino acids. NCBI's taxonomy places the organism in Eukaryota, Fungi, Ascomycota, Dothideomycetes, Pleosporales, Pleosporaceae.
UAGUCUGUUCUUUUCAGUUUAAUCUCUGAAACGUGACUACGGUCACAUUCAAGAUUAUUCUUAUUUUUGUAAACAGUGGACGGCUCCCUAGGCUUGCUUAUAGUCGUCCUCACAGUGUCGUCCGUAUCGCACUACCUCGGACUGACGCGAACUUUUUCAUCGAGUAUUCUGGAUAGCUCCUGUCGCUUGAGGAAGAAGAUAGUCGUGGUCGUAAAUUUUCAAUACCAGUAACAAUACGCUCAACAACACGCAACAAUACACUCAACAAUGCGUAUCCCUGGUCUUUCCCCUAUCUCCUGCAUGGGCUGCGCCUCACGACACGUCAGCUCAAUAUACGUGCCAACGAAUGAUUGGCAUAUGCGUUUAUCCGUAAUCCCGCUUGUAUCAUCUCGAACCAUAUCCACACGCAUUGACAGUGAUAUCCAAUAUCGCAGUGGAGAUGAGUCAAUUAUCUCCAAUUAGAUGAGACGUAGAAGCGCCAGGUUUGCCUCUUAUCUCGGUUAGCUCUUAGCGAAGCGUUUUAUUGGCCAUAUCGCCGUAACACGAUACUUUUAUGCUCCCG